CUGUGGAGAGGCUGGUGGCGGGAGCCGCGAUGGGCAGGAUGCGGCUGCGGCUCCUGGUGGCCGUACUCUGCACUGGGAUCCUCGCAGGAGCACCCCAGGCACGGGCCCAGCGCCGGGAGAGAGUGACCUGCACGCGCCUCUACGCCGCUGAUAUCGUCUUCCUGCUGGACGGCUCCUCGUCCAUCGGCCGCAACAACUUCCGCGAAGUGCGGGGAUUCCUUGAGGGGCUGGUGCAGCCCUUCGUGGGGGCGGCCAGUGCGCAGGGCGUGCGCUUCGCUGUCGUGCAGUACAGCGACGACCCACGGACCGAGUUCGGCCUGGAUGCACUGGGCUCAGGGAGUGAUGUGAUCCGUGCCGUCCGGGAGCUCAGCUACAAGGGGGGCAAUACACGCACGGGCGCCGCGAUUCUCCACGUGGCCGACCACGUCUUCCUGCCCCAGCUGGCCCGACCUGGCGUCCCCAAGGUGUGCAUCCUCAUCACAGACGGGAAGUCCCAGGACCUGGUGGACGCAGCUGCCCAGAGGCUGAAGGGCCAAGGAGUCAGGCUGUUUGCCGUGGGGAUCAAGAACGCCGACCCCGAGGAGCUGAAGCGAGUCGCCUCUCAGCCCACCAGCGACUUCUUCUUCUUCGUCAAUGACUUCACCAUCCUGCGGACCCUGCUGCCCCUCGUGUCCCGGAGAGUGUGCACCACUGCCGGCGGCGUGCCUGUGGCCCUGCCCUCUGGUGGCACGCCCUCUGGCCCCCGAGACCUGGUGCUGUCUGAGCCCGGCAGCCAGUCCCUGAGAGCACAGUGGACAGCGGCCAGUGGCCCUGUGACCGGCUACAGGGUCCAGUACACUCCUCUGACAGCGCUGGGGCAGCCCUUGCCAGGCGGACAGCAAGAGGUGAGCGUCCCAGCUGGGGAGACCAGCGUACGGCUGCAGGGUCUCCACCCACUGACGGAGUAUGAAGUGACCGUGGUCGCCCUCUACGCCAACAGCAUCGGGGAGGCCGUGAGCGGCACCGCUCGAACCACUGCCCUGGAGGGGCCGGAGCUGACCAUCCGGAACACCACGUCCCACAGCCUCCUGGUGGCCUGGCAGAGCGUGCCAGGGGCCACUGGCUACCGUGUGACAUGGCAGGUCCUCCAUGGCGGGCCCACGCAGCAGCAGGAGCUGGGCCCAGGGCAGCAGUCCAUGUUGCUGCAUGACCUAGAGCCCAGCACGGACUACGAGGUGACCGUGAGUGCCCUACUGGGCCGCAGCGUGGGGUCUGCAGCCUCCCUGACUGCCCGCACUGACAGUGCUGUCGAGCAGACCCUGCACCCAGUUAUCCUGAGCCCUACAUCCAUCCUCCUUUCCUGGAACUUGGUGCCUGAGGCCCGUGGCUACCGGCUGGAGUGGCAGCGUGAGAGCGGUGGGGAGGUGCCCCAGAAGGUGGUGCUGCCCUCCGAUGUGACCCGCUACAGGCUGGACGGGCUGCAGCCGGGCACCGAGUACCGCCUCACCCUCUACACCCUGCUGGAGGGCCGUGAGGUGGCCACCCCCGCAGCUGUAGUCCCUACCGAGCCCGAGCUGACCGUGGGCCCUGUCACGGACCUGCAGGCAACUGAGCUGCUGGGGCAGCGCGUACGGGUGUCCUGGAGCCCUGUCCCCGGUGCCACUGAGUACCAUGUCACUGUGCGCAGCACCCAGGGGGUUGAGCGGACUCUGGUGCUCCCCGGGAGUCAGACGGCCUUUGACCUGGAUGACGUCCGGGCUGGACUGAGCUACACGGUGCGGGUGUCUGCCCGAGUGGGCCUCCGUGAGGGUGCUGCCAGCAUCCUCACUGUCCGCCGGGAACUGGAAGCCCCGCUUGCCAUUGCCGGGCUGAGGGUUGUGGCCUCAGAUGCUACACGAGUACGCGUGGCCUGGGAGCCUGUUCCUGGAGCCAGCGGAUUUCGGAUUAGCUGGAGGACAGGCAGUGGUCCGGAGUCCAGCCAGACGUUGCCCCCAGGAUCCACUGCUGUGGACAUCACGGGGCUGCGGCCUGGCACGUCCUACCAGGUGGCUGUGUCGGCACUGCGCGGCAGAGAGGAGGGCCCCCCCGCACUCACUGUGGCUUCCACUGACCCACUGGGUGCAGUGAGGACUGUCCAUGUGACUCAGACUGGCCGCUCAUCUGCCACCGUCGCCUGGAGCAAGGUUCCUGGUGCCACUGGAUACAGGGUCUCUUGGCACUCAGGCCAUGGCCCAGAGAAAUCCCAACUGGUUUCUGGGGAGGCCAUGGCGGCUGAGCUCGACGGACUGGAGCCAGAUACGGAGUACACAGUGCAUGUGCGGGCCCACGUGGCCGGUGUGGAUGGGACGCCUGCCUCUGUGGUUGUGCGGACAGACCCCGAGCCCGUGGGCAGUGUGUCGAAGCUGCAGAUCCUCAACGCUUCCAGUGAUGUUCUGCGGGUCACCUGGGUGGGGGUCGCCGGGGCCACAGCCUACAGACUGGCCUGGGGCCCGAGCGAGGGUGGCCCCACGAGACACCAGGUGCUCCCAGGAAGCACAGACUCUGCAGAAAUACGGGGCCUCCGAGGCGGAGUCAGCUACUCGGUGCGAGUGACAGCGCUGGUCGGAGACCGCGAGGGCGCCCCAGUCUCCAUUGUCGUCACGACGCGUAACCGCAGUUUCCCCUCAGGGCCGGCCCUGCGUGUUGUCCGGUGCGCUCCCACUCUGCCCUGCUCUUGCCAACCUUCGCUGCGCAGGAGGAGGUCGGGCAGAGGCUACCUCUGA
Manis javanica (Malayan pangolin) is the source of this 2741-nucleotide messenger RNA. Lineage: Eukaryota; Metazoa; Chordata; Mammalia; Pholidota; Manidae. The record is from RefSeq and is a predicted model, not a curated record.